Messenger RNA from Blepharisma stoltei, 465 nucleotides. The record is from the annotation of a GenBank genome assembly. NCBI's taxonomy places the organism in Eukaryota, Ciliophora, Heterotrichea, Heterotrichida, Blepharismidae.
AUGAGGUCUAGAGACUCCAAUAAGACUAGAAUUACAAAAGAACUGAAAAAUAUACAAAACAGCCCACCAGCACUCCAUUCAGCAUGACCUACAAACUCUGAAAAUAUACACAGCUGAACUGGAGCAAUAGUUGGCCCUGAUAAUUCUCCUUAUAAGGGAGGUAUAUUUUACAUAAAAAUUUCAUUUCCUUCGACGUAUCCUUUUCAGUCACCAGAUAUUAAAUUUCUGACAAAAAUUUAUCAUCCAAAUAUAAGAGCCAGAGGAGGGACGAUGUGCUAUAUAAGUUUAAUGAAAAAUUAUAGCCCAACGAAUUCUUUAAAUAGCAUAUUGGACUCACUUCAGAAACUAGUAGAGACUCCUGAUAUUAAGAACUGCGCAGAACCUGAAGCUGGCAGAUUAUAUAAAAGCGAUAUAGUCCAAUUCAAUAGAAUUGCUUCAGAAUGAACAAGAUUGCAUGCAUCAUAA